Teleopsis dalmanni is the source of this 2925-nucleotide messenger RNA. RefSeq names its product tubulin glycylase 3B-like. Gene Ontology annotation, biological process: protein polyglycylation; cilium assembly; cilium movement. The transcript is spliced from 2 exons. The record is from RefSeq and is a predicted model, not a curated record. Gene Ontology annotation, cellular component: cilium. NCBI's taxonomy places the organism in Eukaryota, Metazoa, Arthropoda, Insecta, Diptera, Diopsidae. Gene Ontology annotation, molecular function: protein-glycine ligase activity, initiating. The coding region runs from base 74 to 1891 and encodes 605 amino acids.
UGUAGUAUGUAGUUUUGGUUUUCCAAAUUACAGUUGUUAAAUAGCGCUUCGCCUUCUUCACCUUUGUUGCGUAAUGGACAAAUACUUUCAAUUCUUGGCACAUCACAACAAUGCACAAAACGCAACAAACGGAAAUGGAAGACGUCGAGAACGUUCUGAGCAGGACGACAUAAGUCGGCUCAAUUUUGGUAUUAAUGCUUUAUUUUUUGAAGCUAUCCGAUAUAACGAAAAUGUGAAUUUGCUGACUAAAGUAAAAGCUUUGAAACAAAAAGUAUUUACGGCAUACGAAAAGGGCCAUAUAUUUUACCUGAACGGACGUGAAAGCUGGCCGAUACGCGAAGAGCUACUCAAACGGGGCUGGAUUGAAAAACAAUCACCGGACAGUCCGAUCAGAAGAAACGAUUUAUCUAACAAACUACUUUUAGAAAGAGCGUGCCCAUGUAAUGAUUGUGAACAAUAUCUGCUGGCUAGAAUUGUUAACGAAACAACACCAUCAUUUGUUUGGUUAACAAUUAAUCAGACAUUUCAAGAAAAUACACGCCCAUACCUUAAUCGUGUAUAUCGUGGGCUGGCUUUAGAUUUCACCUCGAAGAAUGGUCUAAUUGCGUGUUGUCAUAAGGAACGCAAAAGCCGCGAACGUGGGGAUAUGACUAGAAACUAUCCUCGAGCGUAUAGACUAAGUGAUGAGCCUGAUGAGGAAAUGGAAUUUAUGGAAGACUUCCACCAAACACAAUGUCGUGGCCUAUUGCAGUAUAUCUGGAACAAUUUGCACAUGUAUUCAAAAAUUGCCGACGAGCAUAAUGGAUCUAUGCCCAAAUCUGUGAUUACUUUUGCGCUUACAAAUGUUCGAAAACAAGUUUAUGAAAUGGAGUGUUCCGAGUUGGAGAGAGGAGGCUUUGAUGUAAAAUGUGGAGAAAAUCUAAUAGAAAAGGAAAUUUUCUCUCACAAUGCGUGCACAAUAGUAAGUAAUAAAGCAAAACUGAAAAUAUCGCUUGCAGAACUUUCUGAAAAAGCAGAAGAGGGACAAAUCUAUUUAUUUAAAUUGAAGCAAUAUAGGCCCGACUAUAAGUGGGAUGGAUGUCGUAACAUCUGGCUCGUUAAACCUGCUCACCAAUGCCGUGGUAUGGGUAUUGUUGUGACUGGGCAACUAGAGAAAAUACUUCAAUUUUGUAGUUUACAUGAAAGAAAGUAUAUUGUUCAAAAGUAUAUCGAACGCCCAUUUGUUAUAAUGAAUACGAAGUUCGAUAUACGAGCAUAUAUGGUUUUACGUCUUGAUAAAGAUAAGAAUUUGUCUCUUUGGUUUUGCGAUGAGUGCUACAUUCGGUUUAGCUCACAGGAAUUCGAUAUGAAUAAUUUAUGUGAAGCAAUUCAUUUGACGAAUCACGCUGUUCAAGAAAAGUAUUGCAACCAAAAAGGCCGUGACGUUAGUCUCCCAGAAUGUAAUAUGUGGUCUGUGUCAAAAUUUAAAGAUUUUCUUAACAGCCAAAAAAACAUACCUCAAAAUGUAUGGGAUGAUAAAAUAAUGCCUGGUUUUAGAAAAAUUCUGACAUCAAUAGUAAAAUCCAGUAUAUGCGAUCUCACAAUUCGAGAAAACUGUUAUGAAUUAUAUGGGUGUGACUUUAUGUUGGAUAAAACUUUAGAUCCCAUACUAAUUGAAAUCAACUCUACACCAGAUUUAUCACCAUCAACAGAAAUAACACGAAGGGUAUGUCCAAUGGUUUUGGCACACAUGAUAAAAGUUGUUGUUGAUUUAUCUGAAGAUCCUGAAGCUGAUACGGGACUUUUUAAAAAGCUAUUCGAAGUUCCCUUUACUAUAAUUAAACGAGAAACUGAAUCACACAAUCCAAAAGUUUCACAUAUGGCUCUGAAGAGAUUCGCAAUGAAGUUUUGAUUAAAAAACUAAAUUUAAGUCAAUAGCAGAAUUAUUAAAAUUACUAAAACUUCGAUAGUGAAUCACAGACCAUAUUUCCAUCACUAAUCAAAACAACAGGACGAAAUGUAUUGCAUUUUAAAACAUUUGCGAAACAAAUUUAAGAUAACCGAUAAGUGAAGAAACCGCUUCUUUUAUUUUGUAUGGAACACUAUGAAGUCGUUAAACAAUUUCCAGUCAAUCGGGAAUAUAAGAAUAUUUUAAGAACCACACAUUCAGUCAUUUUUUGCAGUGUAAUAGCUUCAUAUAAUUUGCCCAAACUUGUCAACCAAACAACCAUUUAGUAACUUCCGAGGGAACUAUAAUUCAUUCAUUUGUAAGAGGAAUAAAAGAAGAUAGAUGUAUUAUUAUAAUUUUAAGUAAACACAUUAACGUAAUACUUGGCCUAGAUAAUACUAAAUGCUUACGCAGUAUACGCUCAUCGGAUCGAUAUAAUGUACAGCAAAUAGUACGUGUGAUAACUACUGAAACCAUCUAUCAGUUGCGAAGAUGAAGCCUACGCAAGACAGUGACUAAUAAUAAUAACUGAAUUCCUUUUUAAUUCAUACUUCAAGUUCCGCUAGAUUUCAGUGACUGUAAGCGUUUCUUGGUUACUUAGCUUAAAGCCAACCAACGAUUACUAUAAACAUGAAGAAAUGUGGAGUCUGUGAUUGUUAGGAAAAAUCGUACUUACUCACUGAUGAAAUUUGUACAAUGAAACAGCUUUACUGAAGUUUAUAUGCAACACAAAACUGUCACAAAAGGAAUAAUCCAACUUGUCGUCUUCAUCAUUAUAACAACAUUGCUGUACAUUACCGGCAUCUUCCAUAGUUGCAGUUAACCUAAUCGUCCUAUUAAAAUCAAGUGAUUGUGCCCUGAAAUAAAAUACUUUGAAUAACACCAUUUGGAAUUUUGAAACAAAAAAUCGAUACUACCUUAGUAUAUAGUAUAAUUUAAGUAAUCAGAAUAACUUUUUCUAUGUUUCAAAAACCAAAACAUAGAAAGUAUUUGUCCAA